CGGCGCAUGUGGCAGGCGUGGCUGUCAUUUGGAGACUGCCGCCGACGCCAUAGGGAUAUUUUGCAUCGCGCUGGACGACUGACCGUCCAAAAGUGGUGGCUACGGUGGCAAUGUGGGGUCAAGGCCAAGGUCUUUGCCAAAGAGCGCCGUGCUGUGGCAGCCCAGCAUUUCAUCCGAGUCGUCUUAGCCAGGACUUUACAGCAUUGGCAGCACGGUGUCGCAGCUAUGCAUGCCAUCGAUCUGUUUUGCCAGAAUUUUUCACGCCACACCGUGUUGGCCAGGACGUGGCACGCACUUGACGCGAUGCUCCGUCGCCGCGACGAGCAACUUCGCCACAUGUCGUGGUUUCGAGCGCGCCGACGUUUGUCUCUGUGGAUCGAGCGAUCGCUACACACAAAGAAGCGCCUGCGUCGGCUGGAGCACAUGACCCACACGGCGUGGACAGCCAUGCGACGUGUUCGUGGCUGGAUCGAGUGGCGCCAGGCACUUGCAGCCCGCCAGCGAAUCCAUGCUGUCGAUGGGAUUUACACCGAUCGCCUUCUGUUCAAACUCGUCGCGCACUGGAAAGUGUUUGUGAAGCGCACGCACCGCGUGCGGCAGUACAUAGCGGCUACCCACAGCAAGCGUGCAGCACAGCGGAAAAGCCUUUGGUUUCGUGCGUGGAAACGACAAGUCGUCGACAAGCAGCGCCAGAGCCUGCGCGUAACCUACUUGCGCGACCAGCACAACGUCAUGUCGAAGCGGCGAGUCCUGGUGGCGAUAGACACGUAUCGACGGUGGCAGCAGCGGCAACGCUAUUGUAUGCAACUGGCCCAGCGCCACUAUGACCGGUUGCAGCGCACGCGGCACCUCCCCCUUGCGCUGUUUGAGUGGCUCGCAGUUCUCGAAGACGCCCACGCUCUGCAGCACUUGUGGAUGGCGCAAUAUCGCGAGAUUCAUCGUAAAUGGACGCGAAAGCUUGUCAUGCGACUGUGGCGGGAUGUUGCGACGGGCCAAAAGAAAGCUCGCGAGUGCGCUAUCCGUCAACUCAAGGCACGCGCCGCGAGCUUGCUGCGCGCAUGGAAAUCGUACACUGUCGCCCAGCACGUCCGCCGUGCGCACUUGUAUGUGGUGCAGCAAGAUCAGGAGCACCGGCGCCUGUGCUUUGCAUGGAUGGAAUGGCGAAACCUCACAUGCAGACUACGUGCGGCGAGAAACGAAUGCCGGGAGCGGUACAUGCGGUAUCGCCUCGUGGGCCUACUAGCAUGCUUUGUCGCGUGGGUGAGGCGAUAUCAAAGCCGGCGUACGUUAUGGCAGCAAGCAGUCGCGUUUCGCUUAAUAACUCUGCGGAGAGCUUGCGUCUUGGUGUGGGCGCGGUGGCGAGGGGUGUUUGCCCACCGACAAGCACGGCAAGAGCGAAUUCUAGCCAUGGCCCGCUUCCACGAGCAUCAGCACAUGCGGCACCAUUUGAAGGCUUGGAAGUGGCGAACGUGGGCCACGGGUCAAGUGGUGCAGCGCCGUCUACUUCGAACAAUGGAGCUUGGCCGAAGAGCGUGGCAGUAUUGGGCCAACGCGUCGUCGCGGCAGCGCUAUAUUCGUCAAAUCCUAGCCAUUCAAUGCAAGGAAGUGUAUCGUCGCCAGCUCCAUCAGGGGGUGCGGCAGUGGAGCGCCCACUUCAGCCAAGCGCAGCAGCUCCAAGCAUGGCAAGGCCACAUGGUACGCCUGGCGGCGUCCAGACGUUGGUACUUUCAAUGGCGCGCGCUCUUUGAACAUCGCCAAAUGACGUUGCAAGGCAUUCACUCCCGUCGCCUUCACGUCAAGCGGAAGUGCUGGGUGCUGUGGAAGUGUCUGGUCGCUCAGUGCCGCGCCACCAAGCGGGCCAUGACUGGUGCCGCCACUUGGCAUCGGCACCAUGUACAGCACAACGUGUGGCUGCAAUGGCAUACCUACCAUACAUGGCGCACCGAACGCACCAAGCAGUAUCGUCGCGCCACGCUACACUUCGAGCGCCAUCGCUGCAAAGCCGCCGUGGCCAAGCUCCAUGACCUGUGGUACUUCAACACGUUGAUGCUGUCCGUCCAUCAGCACGUGGCCCGGCAGCACGUUGUUGCGUGGGCAGCGCUCGUGAGACUCAACACGUUUCGACGGCAGCGGGCCACCGCAUCGUUGGUGCACAUGCAUCAGUGGCACGUCCGCCGUCGAAUUGCGUCAUGGCACAAUCAGGUUUCACUGAAGCGAGAUCUGCGGCAUCGAUUGUAUGUCGGUAGCCGCCGCCGCCGGCAGAAUGUGCUCGUGCAGGUGUGGCGAGUGUGGCAACAACAUGACACUGCACGACAAGGCUACAGCGGCAUGCAGGCCGGCCAACGCCGCGGACUUCGGUCUUGGCGCAGGUUUGUGCAAACCAAGCGCUACGGCCAUCACGUAGCUGCAAUCGCUGCAAAGCACCAUCGUGGUGUCACCCUUGCGGAAGGGUGGCGAGCGUGGCGCCGGCACUACCACCUGCAACAAAUAGCCGCUCACGUGAUAUUUCACCGCCGCGCCACGUGGUGGGGACAAUGGGUGAAGGUGCUGUACGCCCAGCGGCUCUGCACACGCGUCGAGUUUACACGGGUGGCGAGGUUGUUUCGGGGCUGGAACGCUGUCGUUCGACUCACGAUGCUUGCUCGAGUGGGGUUGUGCUGCGUCCUAGAGCGUGCAAUCAUGUCCAAAGUGCUGCGGCGUUGGAAGGUGGCGGCCACUCAACGCUACAAGGUUCGCGUGGCAGUGCUAAGAUGCAAUCGCGAGGUCGUGCGGAGUGUGUUUCAAGCGUGGUUCCAAGGCGUGACCGUGCGCUGGCUACGGCGAUACCACGCCACGCGGCGGUGUCGAGCCUUGGCUCGCACGUUCUUGCGGCGGUGGUUUCACGCGGUGGGCCUUGUCCGAAUGCAGACGAAGCAACAGCAGCGGGUGCGCCGGACGGUGUUUGACACGUGGGUGGGGGUCACCUUCGUCCGUCAAGUCAUGUCAACGAUGGCGGCGCGACGCCAUAGGAGAUGGAUGUGGCUUGUCGUAUGGCGGUGGAAGCACGUUGUCACGGUCCAGCAGUGGAUUCGACGUGCGCAGCUACGACGCGUCCGAAAUGUGUGGACGGCGUGGUUUGCCAUUGCUCAAGAACGGGCGACCCAAAUUCGCACGUACAACCAGCUGUGCCGCGUCCUCGAGCGCGAGCACGUCAUUGAGCGGUCGCUCGCGUUUGAACAAACGAUGCGGAUGAAAAACGACCUGCGCAGCGACCGCGACCUCAUGAAACGUGUCGUCCGGCGGUGGCAUCACAACGUGAUGGCGUCCAAGCAGUUGCCCGCUUAUUAA
Molecule: messenger RNA, 3327 nt
Organism: Aphanomyces invadans
Lineage: Eukaryota; Oomycota; Saprolegniomycetes; Saprolegniales; Verrucalvaceae
Exons: 9
Coding region: 7-3327 (1106 amino acids)
Source: RefSeq, a predicted model, not a curated record